This is a messenger RNA of Blepharisma stoltei, 1293 nucleotides long. Lineage: Eukaryota; Ciliophora; Heterotrichea; Heterotrichida; Blepharismidae. The record is from the annotation of a GenBank genome assembly.
AUGGUUCAAAGAUCGCAAGAAUAUAACCAUCUUAUAAGCAGAUAUUCAGAUUAUCAAGACAGUAAGCUUACAGCUCAAGAUUUAAGUAAUUAUGCCUCCCCUUCUUAUUCUAACUCUUACAAUGGCUCUGAGUCAAAGUCAAAAGCAUAUGCUCAAGCUAUGAGAAAACUUCAAGAACAUAUAAGGUUUCUUGAGCAGGAAAAUGCUCGUUUGCUUGAAAAAGCUAACGAUAGCGAAAGACGAUACUUUCAAGAAAGAGAAAUAAACGAAAAAAAAUAUUUAGAGGAGAUCAAAAUCCUUUCAGAAAAUUUAAAAAAAUCUCAAGAAAGACUACGGGAGUUGGAGGAAGAGCACAGUGGCUGCUUCAGGAAACUGUUAACAUUUGAAGAUCAGGUGAAACUCAAAGAAAGCCAAAUAAAUCAUUUAGAAAUUGAUGCAAAAAAUACGAAAGAUCAAUUAUUAAUAGACAAUGAAAAUUUAAAGCUCCGUAUUGAGCAUCUAAACAGACAACUAGCAAACAGCUCAGGUGAUGAAGAAGCUCUGCUUGGAAAAAUAGAAAAAUGUGAAAGAGAAAAAGGAAUGCUGCAAUCUGAGAUCGAAAGGCUGAAUAACUGAAAUCAUCAACUAGAAAAGGAUCUUAAGUUCGCACAAGAGAGGUCCAUGAAUGAAAAACAAAUUAUUCAAAAGGAUUUCCAAAGUGCUGAGUCAAGUCUUUUGAGUAAAAAUGAAGUAUUGCUUGACCAAAUAAGAGAACUUGAAAUAAAAAACUUGUCAAUUGGCAAAGAAAAUAGCAUGCACAUUGACCAAAUCAGAUUUCUUCAAAGAGAAAUUGAAGAUUUGAGGAGUAGCAGAUCGUUAACUGCGAGAAAUGUAAGUCCUAAGCCCAGAGUAACAUCUACAGUCACUCCUAAAAAGCCUGCUUUAAGGACGAAAUCUGCAAUUAAGGGAAAAGAUCUAAGCCAUUCUCUUUCAUCUUCAACUUUCAGGGCUAACCGGCAUAUAAAUCUAGGUUGCUUCAAAAGAGACACAUCUAAAGAAAGCAUAAGGUCUGGCUCUCAUUCUAGAUCUGUCAGUCCAAAACCGAAUUCUGACAAUGAUUUGCCAAGACGAAUAAGUAGGCUAGAAAGGGAGCUGCAGGAUCUAAAUAAAGACUAUAGGCAUUUACUUCAUAUGUCCAAUAGUGAAUCCAGCAACUUCGGAAACUUAAAAAAUGAAAUCAGCAGUAUCGCCUUAGAAAUGGAAAGAAAAGGAGACGAGCUAUAUCAGCUGAAAAAGAAAAACCAAGGCUAUUAA